CCUGGUAAGAAUGGCAUCCGGGUCCAAGUAAUUCUGCUUGAAGAGGGAGAGAAGGGGGAAAAAAGUAAACAACAAUAAGACAGGUGAGAAAGAGAAAGCAAAAUUGGGAGGUAAAACACACCCUAAACCCACCAGCUCGGCCCUCCCUUGCCCUCAUUGUCUCCUCCUCUCCUUGUGUGACUGCUGAAGGGAGGUGCUCAGCCGGGAGCAGGGAGAGACAGCCAGCAGCUCCAAGGGACAGACACAAUGUAAGAUGUAUGGGAGUCAGAGCAGAGCUGGAAUGGGGUGCUUUGUACAGUAGAUUGCUUUGCGGACCUGUUUUCUAGAGGGAACGCUAAGGGCUGGACACAGGAGACGGACACAGGAAUUCCAGGUCACAAGGGCUCCUGUGGCAGAUGUGUUGGCUGAGUUGGGCUGGUAUUCCAACCUCUCCUUCUUAUGAUCAUGAGUAACACAGAGUAGCACCAAGGAGGGAGUAAACAUACACAGGAACUCUUGAGAGGUCAUAAAAGCUGGUGUUGUACUUCAGAGGUAGACGCCCGGCCUGAUCCCUCAUGAUGGGGUCCUCUCUGGAGUUUGCCUGUUUGCUGCUGCUUGUCUCCUCUUUGGGGAAGAACCAUUUUUUGGUGCUUGGGGGUUGUUCAGGGAAAUGUUGCAGAGGCAGAGACUUGAGCUGCACAACCACAGACUGGAGGAUGGAUCGAGUGUAUGGGACAUGCUACUGUGACGAGGGCUGCGUCAGGACCAAGGACUGCUGCUUUGACUAUUUCACACAGUGUCCAGGUGAGGGAUGAAUGAAUGGACGAGCCGCUGAGCAUAUGAACGAAUCACAGAGAGAGUCACUUUAUGUAUUUUUGUACUCAACUUAACUCUAUGAAACCUGUGAGAGAUAAGCUGUGACACAAGAUAACCUGAUUAUCUUCUGGAUGUGUCUAUAGGACAGAAAGUAAAGAUAGCUGCAGGAGAAGGAUUGUUUUCAGCACCUUGUUGUUACAGAUACGGCGAGGGUGGAUCCAGUUUUAUCUGAGGCAUGUGAAAUUGUUUGCCUACAUUAAUCACACAGUUGGGGACCCUGUCAAACUCUCAUGUGGGCUGUAUUCCUCGCAGUCGUUCUCGUUCCAUGCAUUAAUAACACAAUGUAAAUAUUUACUUUGCUUUUUAGGCAUGUGUAAUGUCUGCUCUGUCAGAAAAGGGCAAUAAUCACUGCAGUAAAUAUCCCCGGCCACUCUGUGCCUAACCUCAUUUCAGUGGACUGGCCCACAUAAUGGAAUUAGUACAAAUAUUUGAAGAAUGUGAUUCUGUCAAUCAGUUGUAGCAAUUACAGUUGCAGUCAAACAAGCCGAGCGUACCUAAUACAUGUGAUAGGCUGGUGGACACCAAAUCUGCAUGCUUAAUACAUCAAAGCUUGAUCAUCAAGCAGAGAGAGGAACUGAAAAGAGAAAUCACAGGACCCGGUGAUUGAAUGGUUGCUCACUUGGCAUGCUCUCAGAGUGCAUGUAGCAGAGCAAGAAACACUAAUUCUACAAGUCACAAUCAAUGCUUCAUUGAGCUAAAGUUAUUUCCGGGAUAUUUAGCUCCAUUACAGUGUCUCACAGGAAAAUUGUGAUUAUUCAGGCUGCAAGGACUCGGAGUCGAUGUUGGUAUUUGGUUUAACAGCCAGGGCCCAGGGGCAUGUCUUGAGGGGGGCGGGGGUGGCUUGGCCUCCUGAAAAGUCAAUUUUCUUAGCAUGUCAGUGAAGAACAUAUCUUUUAGUUUAUGACAUUUAACUCAGGUCAAUAUCCUCUAAUUGUAUCCUCUUGUUUAUAUGAAGGUGUCAAAGUAGAAAAGAAACAAUAUUAAUCAGCUCUAUGUGUACACACAAGUCAGUGCCUUGCUAACAUCAAUUGAGUUUAUUUGCUACAAGAGGGGAUAUCCUGUAAUUACUCACUCUUCAACAAUACGGGUGUCAACAUCCAGCUCAGGACUGUGCAGUGAGCAGCUGGAGCUUUUGGAGUGGCUGUGCCAAGCCCUGUCGGCCCUCAGUGCGAGUUCGGGUCCGACAUGUGGAGCAGCUACCCGGCAACAGUGGGGAGCCCUGUCCCAGUCUGGAGGAGCGGAGCGGCUGCAGAGAGUACAGAAACCACCAGGGCAAACCUUGUGGACUCAACUCAGGUAUAAAGAUAUAUUUGUCUUGUAUUGAUUUUAGGCCUCGAACUUAUUGCACCAAUCUGUACCACUAAAAAUAUCAACUGGUUUCAGGUAAAUUAACAGGUGAUAAGAAAAACCAAAAUUUAUUUCCGUGUUAGUGAAAGGUAGGAUAAGGGUCCGUCUACAAAUAAAAUGUGAUUUAAGAAACAAAACAGUUAUGAAGGGGUUGUUAACAACAGUCAGUCUAGCCUCGGUUUCAAAAAUGCAACGAGGAAAGAAAAGAGGUACCUCAAUGUCUUUAUAGUCUGCAAAGUACAGGAACUUUUUGUGAUGCACUCCUGAUUUUACAAUGUGAAACAUGAAACUGGGUUUCUUUUGUCAGGUCCUGCAUUAAUCACCAGCAUGGAGUUUAGCAAAGGAAGGCCCAAACAUGACAACUAUGGAAACCCCCUAAACCCUGGGUAUGUUUCAUAUGACGCCUCCUUUAGCGCUCUGAAAUGGCAAACACUCUUUAAAUCCAAGAGUUGAAAAGUUCACAAGAGCUGCAAGGGGUUAACUCUAUUUUAGCAGUAACCUCAACCAUUUUGAAAAAGAGAUAACAGCCCAAUGUUUUCCCCAUCUGCAUGAGCUACCAGUGUAUGUUUGCUCACCUGGAUAUCUGUCUACAGACCAUUAAAUAAAGCACUGCUGUGAGAUUGCCCACAAGCCUUUGAAAUUAAAUAUCAAGGACUGUUGCAUAAAAGCACAUGCACAAAGGUUUCGAUGACAGCGGAUGAGUUACUGUUUGCAGCUCGUGGUGCCCCCAUCAGCUGCAGUCUAAUAAAGUAUGUCUAUACCACACUGAUGGAGUAAAUUAAGUGUUAACUGUAAUCCUUCAGUAUGAUAUAUUGGUUUUGAUAUCCCGGGAAUGACUGUGUGACCCUAAUGACCCUGCUUCUGCUCCCCUCAGGUUUUGUGUGGAAUUCACUCUAGAGUCCAGGACGCCCCACUGUACAGUGCAGAACCGGCCUCACACACACUGGAUGCGCUACAUAACCGAGGGCUUUAGAGUGUGUGUGGCAUGCGAGCCUCCUGCCAUGCGAAACAAUAGUGGAAGCUGCCAAGGAGACGGUCAGGAGUCAGACAAGUAUGAGGCUAUAGGCCUUAAGUGUGUGUCCCCUCAGCUAUGUAGUGUAUGUUUUUAACCUGGACAGCUGGAUGAUUUGACUUUUGAUUUCUCUCUUUUUUCCUGCUGUUCCAAAAGUUGCAAAGAUUUGAGUAAAACAAAAAAGCCAAAACUACUUUUCGAAACCAUUUUUGGAGCAUAUCUGAGCAGAACAGGCCCUCAACUACUGUAACAUUUGUGAUCAAUGUGCUGUCUGUGGACUCCUUAAAAUACAUUGGUUAAAAAGAAGUAUGCAUAUGAUAGCAUUAACACCAUCAACUUGCUGGAUCUGUGUUGCAGAGAAGCUGUGCUCCACUGGCUGGCGGUGGGGAACCAUCAGUGCAGCGGGACAUGGAGGAAGAUCCAGAGAACCAAGCAGUGCAACUGUCCACCACAACACAGCUUCGUCUUCAUCUGAUCCAAACUAAGCAGAAAAACUCUGACCUGGGGUCCAUAAUACCGUCACAUCAGUGAAGCAGAAACACUGGACCCAGAUCAGCUUUCUGAACCCCACAGAAGCCCUCAAUACUUGAAAUGAACUUAAAAGUACAGUAGGUAGAAGAGGGGGUAUUUAGUGAUAUAUUAUGGCCAGAUUCAAGGUUGCUUUUCUUACCCCUCUCAUCCAUGAGGUGACGGUG
This is a messenger RNA of Xyrichtys novacula (pearly razorfish), 3909 nucleotides long. The record is from the annotation of a GenBank genome assembly. Lineage: Eukaryota; Metazoa; Chordata; Actinopteri; Labriformes; Labridae.